GCCAGAAAUAUUUAAGGGAUACCCAAAAGCAGGAAUGAGAAAGGUUUCUAAUAGCCAGCGUAGAAAAAUUACCAGCUGCAUUCCCUCUGAUACCCCUGAGAAAGAUAUGUUUGAAAAAAACAUUGAAAAAGACAAAAUAAAAAGAAAAAACAAGGACGACAAACAAAAAGCUGCCACCCGGAAUUUAUUUGCAAAAAAAAAGAACGUUGAUUUCAAUGAUAUAUCUUCGUCUGAGGAAGAUGGAAGUUUAUCUUUUACCGACUCUGACCAGGAUUCAACAGACUGGAUUCCCGAGGCUGAUCCUUCAGCAUUUGAAGAACUGGAUCGAAAUCCCAAACCUAACGACUUUGUAUUAGUGUCAUUUAGUGCCAAAAAUGAUAAUUUAUUCUAUGUUGGAAAAGUGAUAAAUCUGGAAAGUUCCAACAAUGAAGUAGAAGUAAAGUUUUUGCGGAAGUCGGUAAAAUUCAGCGGACACUUCGUAUAUCCUUUGGAACCUGAUGUAGGAAUGGUUCCUUUAAAUGACGCUAAAAUGAUUUUACCACCACCAUCUCAUUUGGGUAAAACAAAACGUUUACAGGAAUAUCUAAAAUUCGAAAUUCAGUUUAGCAAUAUAAAUUUACGCUAA
Molecule: messenger RNA, 625 nt
Organism: Acanthoscelides obtectus
Lineage: Eukaryota; Metazoa; Arthropoda; Insecta; Coleoptera; Chrysomelidae
Source: the annotation of a GenBank genome assembly